UCUUGGCCAAGGAUUGGUGUUCUGAAAUUUGAUGCUCUCCACAGACCGAAUUGCCAACAAUGCAGCAAUGACCCGGCAAACUGCCACUAUCCCGAGCAAAGCAGACGGGGAAUCCCAAUUGGUUUCAUUAACAGACUAGAAGCUCGCCUAGCAGAAACAGAACACGCCCUACAUCGCCUUCUCCAGUAUAUUGAUGAAGGCACAUUCUAUCCUUCGAACCUCGCACAGACCCCUGACCAAAGUAAAGCCGACAGGGUCAAGGAAUGGGACAGCUUUCCCUUGGAAUCUAUGAUGGACAUUAGGAGAUGGCAUGAGCAGCAUGUCGGAACAGCAACCCCAGCAAGUGGUACUCACAGCUCGCAGCAAAACCUGUCACCCCAUGAUGUGGCUUGGCAGCCCGGCCACUAUAGUCAGAGCCAGGGCCCUGAUCUGAGCCCAGCUUCAUCGUUCAAUCACGCGCCAAACCUGGCAUCUCAAAGUGAAGUGAUAGGGCCACCUGUUGACUUGAAUCAAGCACCCGCGACACUAAUCGACCCAUUGUGGGGGAACACUCCGCAGGCUUCGGAGGGCAAGGCGAAAGAUUUGAGCAAAAAUCGACCAAAUUUGUAUUUU
This is a messenger RNA of Clonostachys rhizophaga, 612 nucleotides long. The record is from the annotation of a GenBank genome assembly. Lineage: Eukaryota; Fungi; Ascomycota; Sordariomycetes; Hypocreales; Bionectriaceae.